GGGACGCGCAGGCGCUGCGCAGACGCACAGCCCGUAAGAGCCGCGGCAGCCGCCGCCUCCUCGCGCGUUGUUGAGUUCCGUCUCUCUCUUUUCUUUUCCUUCCCGUCGCCAAGAUGGCGGAGUACGACCUGACCACCAAGAUCGCGCACUUCUUGGACCGGCACUUGGUCUUCCCGCUGCUGGAGUUCCUCUCCGUCAAGGAGAUAUACAAUGAGAAAGAGCUACUCCAAGGAAAACUGGAUCUCCUUAGUGAUACCAACAUGGUGGAUUUUGCUAUGGAUGUGUACAAAAAUCUUUAUUCCGAUGAAAUUCCACAUGCUCUGCGUGAGAAGAGAACAACUGUUGUUGCACAGCUGAAGCAGCUUCAAGCUGAAACUGAACCAAUUGUCAAGAUGUUUGAGGAUCCAGAGACUACAAGGCAGAUGCAGUCCACUAGGGAUGGUCGGAUGCUUUUUGACUAUUUAGCUGAGAAGCAUGGUUUUAGGCAGGAGUACCUAGAUACACUCUACAGGUAUGCAAAAUUCCAGUAUGAAUGUGGCAAUUACUCAGGAGCUGCAGAGUAUCUCUACUUCUUUAGGGUUCUGGUUCCAGCAACAGACAGAAAUGCUUUGAGUUCUCUGUGGGGAAAACUAGCAUCUGAAAUUCUGAUGCAGAAUUGGGAUGCAGCCAUGGAAGAUCUCACAAGACUAAAGGAGACAAUAGAUAAUAAUUCUGUCAGUUCUCCGCUGCAGUCUCUUCAGCAAAGAACAUGGCUCAUCCACUGGUCUUUGUUCGUGUUUUUUAAUCAUCCUAAAGGAAGAGACAAUAUCAUUGACCUUUUUCUUUAUCAACCACAGUAUCUCAAUGCAAUUCAGACAAUGUGCCCGCAUAUCCUCAGAUAUCUGACUACCGCAGUCAUAACAAACAAGGAUGUUCGAAAACGUAGACAAGUGCUGAAAGAUCUAGUCAAGGUUAUUCAGCAGGAGUCCUACACAUACAGGGACCCUAUCACAGAGUUUGUGGAAUGUUUGUACGUUAAUUUUGAUUUUGAUGGUGCGCAGAAGAAGCUGAGAGAGUGUGAAACAGUGCUUGUGAAUGAUUUCUUCUUAGUGGCAUGCCUUGAGGACUUCAUUGAGAAUGCCCGUCUCUUUAUAUUUGAGACUUUUUGUCGCAUCCAUCAAUGUAUCAGCAUUGGUAUGUUGGCAGAUAAACUAAAUAUGACUCCUGAAGAAGCAGAAAGAUGGAUUGUCAAUCUAAUUCGAAAUGCACGAUUAGAUGCCAAAUUGGAUUCUAAGCUGGGCCAUGUAGUCAUGGGCAACAAUGCAGUCUCUCCUUAUCAACAAGUGAUUGAAAAGACCAAAAGCCUGUCUUUUCGUAGUCAAAUGUUGGCUAUGAACAUUGAGAAGAAAUUGAAUCAGAGUGGUAGAUCUGAGGCACCCAACUGGGCUACUCAAGACUCUGGCUUCUACUGAAAUACUUCUGCAGAAGGGGGGCGGGAAAUCAGUUUUCAUUUGACUAAAAGCACAUUAAUAUGUAACCCUUUUGAGAAAAGGUAAUUAUGUGUUCCAUCUAACAUUAUUUGAAUAAAAUUGGUUAAUUUUAACAGUCUGUGCAUCUCUAACUUAUAGUUAGAUAUUUUAUUAUGUUGUAUAGGGGCUUUUUAGCAUAAUGAUGUUCUUAAACAUUUUGGAUCACAGUUUGCAAAAUCUAAAAUGUCAGUUCUACUAGAUUUGUUUGUACAAAAGGAUGAUAUUGCUUUUGGAGCUGUCUGAAUUUGGAAGUGGGGAAUUAUAGCUAUUUAUUGUCUAUUGCAAAUGUCACACACAAAGUGGAUGGUACAAACAAAUGGUUCCCCGAUGAACAUUCGGCCAAACCAAAGUCUUUUUCUGCACUUCCAUGUUUUUGUUUGUCACAGAAGCAGCUUGGUAGAGUGAAGGCAUAUGUAGCCUACACCUUUUAUGAAACCUAAGGUAGUCUUCAUGCACAAUAAUUUAGGUGGAUCUGUGUGUUCAUGCUUCAGAAUUUUUACUGUUCUAAAUCUCGUUUUUAAUCUUGCCCAGUCUCGGAAAGCUUCUGGAGUAGAGCUUUUUGUUCCAGUGGGGAAAAAAAAAGUCUUUCAAAAGGUCUGGCUAAUGAGCUGGGUAUGGUUUAAAACUUUUUGUUUGAAGUAUGAACUUAGUAAGAUUCAUGAUGCAAACAUGAAGCAACAAAACCCUGUGUUGUUCAACUAUUGUAAUUUGAAGGGUUUUAAAGUUUCUGGGGGUUUUUAGCCAGUUUUUCACACUCCCCUGGGUUUUCUUAACACCUUAGCACCUCUAAGCCAGAAAAUCCAAGAUCCUUUUUGGGGUUCUAUGAAGUAUAGUGACUCAUCAGUGAGGUGAAAGUGAAUAUUGGAAAGUUACACUAUCUCUGCAUGCAGUUUUGCAUUUAAGGUUGAGGGGAAAAUUUUAAUGACUUGCCUUCACCUUAUUCCAACUAUGUAGCUCUUCCUCUUUUUGCUGUGAAAGUUCUGGAACUCAUUUACAUGUGGAAAACUGUUAACUUGCCAAUCCUCUUGCUUCUGUAAGCAUGUGUUGGCUGAGAAACAGUCACAGGAACAGAUUUGUCUGUGAAGAUGGCAAGUGUCUGUCUGUAGAAGUGAUUUUCAAGGCAGGCUUUUAUCUUUACUCUCCCAUGUCUAAUCCUGUACUAUGUACUAUACCAAACCAGGGGAGCAGCCCAGAUGCUGGAGUGCAGGGGUGCAAUUCAGGGGAACUGCAGCAGGCUGGAGGAAUUGGCUGAUGGGAACAUUUUUAAGUUCAGCAAAGCCAAGUGUCAAGUCCUGCAUCUGCAGUGGAAUAAUCUCAUGUGGCAGUGCAGGCAGGGUUCAUGCACUAAAUGGAAAGCAGCUUUCCAGAAAAGGACUUGGGGAUAUGGUGGACAGCAAGGUAAACACAAGUCAGUAGGUGCCCUUGUGGAAAGGGACGUGCCUAUAGCAGAACCACAGUGUCCUGUCUAGGCUUUAUUAGCAAAGGGUGGAACAAUCAGGUUUAUGGAAAAGUUUAUUCCCCUUGUGAGAACACUGCUGGAGUACUGUGACCAACUUUGGGCUUCCUAAUGCAAGGCAGAUAUUGAUCCUCUGGUCCAGUGGAGGGAUACCAGAAUGAUGCGGGGGCAAGAGCAUGUGACAUAAAAGAAGAGACAGCUGAGUAGUGUUCAGCCUUGAGACAGCAGUAAAAUCUGCUCUUAGCCUUCUUUCCUUAAGUCUCUUCAAUGGGAGGAUUCAUAGCAAGACUGGUCUUGAAGGUGCAUGGGGACAGGAUGAAUGGCAAUGGACACAAAUUGGAACAUGGGGAAAUUCCAAUUAGAUUUAAGGGGGAGUAAAAAAGAUUCUUUUUGUAUUUUCUACGAUGAAGAUGAUCAAGCAGUAGAACCAGUCACCUAGAGAGGUUAUGGAAUCUCCCUCUUGGGAGAUGCUCAACUUAGUCAGUACACGACCAUCCUGAUAGACCUGCUUUGAGCAGGGAGUUGGACUCUGACCUCCAGAGGUCCUUUCCAGUCUAAACUAUUACAUGAUGUAAUGUGUUACUAGUAUGCAUAUUAAUAAAGUGUAACUUAUUUCAAAACAUACUUUAAUAUAGCAGAGUAAUGGAAGUGUUUUCCAGCAGAUGAUUGAAUCUAGGUUCUCAUUGUGCUACAGUCUAAUCCUGUAGUGCUCACAGUUGUAAAAAUGGGGGGGAAGGGCAAAAAGUCAUCAUACCUUCAUUAUUUAGAAGGUAAUAGGUGUACAGGGCUUUUGCAAGGAGAAAUGUUCUACCAUUACAUAAAGGAUUGUAGAAGAGUAAAAUUAGAACUGGGAUACCUGUGGGAUGAGGAUGUAGUUAAUGAUUGUUUCUUUAAACCUUUUUCCUAGAGAGCAUUAGGUUUUGGUCACUAGCACAUUCAGUAGGCACUCUGAUUCUGCAAGCAGCUUCUUUUACACUUUCUCCUGUGUAUGCCUCAUGGCCAGUUCUUACUGUCAUGCAACACUACUGUUGUCCAAACCCCUUGUGCUGCACAACUGUUUGUGCCUUCAAAGAACUGAUCGAGCUAUAAUAAACAUUGUUUAUUGUGCUUAA
Molecule: messenger RNA, 4076 nt
Organism: Grus americana (Whooping crane)
Lineage: Eukaryota; Metazoa; Chordata; Aves; Gruiformes; Gruidae
Gene: EIF3E
Product: eukaryotic translation initiation factor 3 subunit E
Exons: 13
Coding region: 114-1451 (445 amino acids)
Biological process (GO): translational initiation
Cellular component (GO): nucleus; eukaryotic translation initiation factor 3 complex; cytoplasm
Molecular function (GO): translation initiation factor activity
Source: RefSeq, a predicted model, not a curated record